Molecule: messenger RNA, 2325 nt
Organism: Salvia hispanica
Lineage: Eukaryota; Viridiplantae; Streptophyta; Magnoliopsida; Lamiales; Lamiaceae
Cellular component (GO): nucleus; site of double-strand break
Molecular function (GO): protein binding
Source: RefSeq, a predicted model, not a curated record
AAUCGGCCAUGGCAGCGCGGAGGUGAAGCUUUCGCCUAUAAAUUCAUCCAAACUCAAAAUUAAUUCAAUCAAAAUUCACCAUACUCUGACAAGAUGGACGAUGAAGCUGAUAUCUACGAAGGAGUCAGAGCUCAAUUCCCUUUGAGUUUCGGUAAGCAAUCGAAAUCUCAAACCCCUCUCGAACUCGUCCACAACGCUACCCGUCGGACCACGGGCGCUUCCUCCACAUCCACCGCCGCGAAUGAUAAACCGUCUGCUUCCGCUUUCCCCUCGCUUUCCAGCUCCUCUCAGGACUGGAUAAACUCUUUCAGAAACUCAAACCCUAGAAAUUCAAGUAGGGAUGGCGGUGUGGGUAAAUUGAUUGGGCCUCCAAGGCCUCCUGCGGUUUUGGAUAAGGAAGAUGAGAUGCCGAUUGGUGGCGCAGGAAAUGAGGACGAGGAGCCUCGAAUUGGGCCGCCUAGACCGCUACCUGGGAAAGCUGAAAAUGAUGACGAACCGACAAUUGGGCCACCUAGGCCGCCUUCUGGGAAAGCUGAGGAUGGUGAUGACAAUGAUGAUGAUGGACCGGCGAUUGGGCCACCUAGGCCGCCUCCAGGUGCUAUAGAUUCUGAUUCUGAUGAAGAAGAAGAUGAAGAUGCAGAUGAAGAAGAUGAUGAUCCUGGGUAUCGAAUUCCAUUGAGCAAUGAAAUCGUCUUGAAGGGGCAUACGAAGGUGGUUUCAGCACUUGCAGUGGAUCACACUGGAUCUCGAGUUCUAUCUGGCAGCUAUGACUAUACUGUUCGCAUGUAUGAUUUUCAAGGCAUGAAUUCCCAUCUUCAGUCAUUUAGACAGCUUGAACCAUUUGAAGGUCAUCAAAUUCGUGGGUUGAGUUGGAGCCCUACAGCAGAUAGAUUUAUGUGCGUCACUGGAUCAGCCCAGGCUAAGAUCUAUGACCGUGAUGGACUUACAUUGGGAGAGUUUGUCAAGGGAGACAUGUAUAUCAGGGAUCUUAAGAAUACUAAAGGCCACAUAUCUGGGUUGACGUGUGGAGAAUGGCAUCCUAAGGACAAGCAGACUAUCCUAACAUCAUCUGAGGAUGGUUCACUGCGAAUAUGGGAUGUAAAUGACUUCAAAAGUCAAAAACAGGUUAUCAAACCCAAGCUUUCUAGGCCCGGACGUGUUCCUGUAACAACAUGUGCCUGGGAUCGUGAAGGUAAACGGAUUGCAGGUGGUAUUGGCGAUGGUUCCUUGCAGAUAUGGAACAUCAAAUCUGGAUGGGUAAGCAGGCCAGACAUACACGUUGGAGAUUGCCACGCAGAUGAUAUUACAUCCCUCAAGUUUUCGAGUGAUGGAUUAAUCCUUUUGUCAAGAAGCUUUGAUGGUACACUCAAGGUCUGGGAUUUGCGCCAAAUGAAGAAGGCUCUUCAUGUUUUUGAUGAUCUUCCGAACAAUUAUGCUCAGACAAAUGUUGCAUUCAGCCCCGACGAAGAACUCUUCUUGACUGGAACAUCAGUUGAAAAGAAUAACACAGCAGGAGGUAUGCUAUGUUUUUACGACAGAUCAAAAAUGGAAUUGGUGUCAAGAGUUGGAAUAUCUUCAACAUAUAGCGUUGUUCAAUGUGCGUGGCAUCCGAGGAUAAACCAGAUCUUCGCAACAGUAGGGGACAGACACGAAGGAGGAACCCACAUACUAUACGAUCCGACCAUCAGUGAGAGAGGAGCACUCGUGUGCGUUGCACGUGCACCACGGAAGAAGUCUCUCGAUGAUUUUCAGGCACAACCCGUCAUUCACAAUCCGCACGCGCUGCCAUUAUUCAGAGAUCAGCCUAGCCGUAAACGUCAGCGCGAGAAAACACUGAAGGACCCACUCAAGUCCCACAAGCCGGAGCUACCCAUGACGGGGCCAGGCCAUGGUGGAAGAGUUGGUUCGACAACAGGAAGCAUGCUGACGCAGUACCUUCUUAAGCAAGGGGGUAUGAUUAAGGAAACAUGGAUGGAUGAAGAUCCCAGAGAAGCUAUCCUCAAGUAUGCUGAUGUUGCUGUCAAAGAUCCUAAAUAUAUCGCGCCAGCGUACGCUCAGACGCAGCCGGAAACAGUCUUCGCCAAGUCGGAUUCAGAGGAUGAUGAGAAAUAAGUGGUGAUGAUGGUUGUUAUGUGUCAAUUCUGAACAUUUGAAGGGCGAAAUCUUGUUAUGGCCUUACAUGUGGUGUUCUACUGUAGAUGUUACUAUAGUUGGAGUAUUUGAUUUGUGGCAACUGCCAAACCAAUGAUCCUGUAAUGAGCAUUCAGACAUGAUAGAUUCUUUUUUGGAUAUUAUGUCUAUGCCAGGCCAAGUGAGCUUUUUUCU